CCAAUUUGACGGCUGCUUUACCCUCUACCGCUUUAAACUUUGAAAAUAUAAAUUUGUGAGGCAUUUGCUUCCCCCCUUCCCGAUUCACAUAUUUGACAUGGAUGCCAAGGACGAUGAAGCACGAAGCAUUCCUGAGCUGGAGUUACAGGCUGUUAUCGGUUUUAACGGUCAUGUCCCCUUUGGCCUGAAGCUUCAUCCAGACAAGAAGUAUUUGAUAUAUCCUCUGGGAAGUCUUGUUAUCCUGAAAAGAACCGACGAUGGGAAGCAGGAGUUUCUGCAUGGGCAUUCAAACAAUGUAUCCUGCGUUUCUUUGUCCAAAAGUGGAGUCUACAUUGCCUCUGGGCAGGCCAACGUUGUGGCCGUUAAGGCACCAGUGAUUAUCUGGAACUAUGCAGCGAGAGCAAUCCACGGCCAGCUACUGCUCCACAAGGUGAAGGUCGAAGCAGUCGCCUUCUCUCCCAACGACAAACACCUGGUGUCUCUUGGGGGCCAAGAUGACGGCAGCAUCGUUGUUUGGAACGUCGAGACCAAACAGGCCAUAUGUAAGAGCUCAGCCUCGACGUACGGUUACUGCCUCACCGUGGAGUUCUUCCACACCAGUGAUAACAUCUUCGCUUCAGCUGGCAGUGGAACACUGCGAAUCUGGGAGUUGGAUCUUACCAACAGAAGGAUCUGGCCCACUGACUGCAGGACAGGCAAGCUGAAGAGGACUGUGAAAUGUUUGGAGGUUUCAGUGUGUGAUCAGUAUAUGUUCUGUGGCACAACAAGUGGGGACGUAAUGAAAAUCAACACGAGGUUGAAACUCUUGAAUAACUGUGGUCCAGCUAGAGCAAAGUUCAGCGGGGGUAUCAAUGUCCUCAAGGUGUUGAACUCUGGAGACAUGAUUAUUGGCACUGGAUCGGGUACCUUGGCUCUGUGCUCCAAGAAUAACUUCCAAACUGUCAGGGAAAUCGAGCUGGAGAACGGAGUGACCUCCGUUGCCUUCAGUGACGAGGGAGGGCAGCUCUUAGUCGGCACAGAGGGAGCCCAGAUGUACCGUGUCAGUUUUGAGGAUUUCAAAGCUGAUCUGCUAUGCACAGGCCACAGAAGCACUAUCCAUGACAUAGCCAUUCCUUUUGCCAUGUCCCAGGUGUUUGCAACCUGUUCUGAGGAAGAAAUCAGACUGUGGCGCGUAAACAAGCCCAAAGAGCUAAUGCGUCUCUCUGUGCCCAACGUGACCUGCAACACCCUGUGCUUCAUGAGUGAUGGGCACGGCAUCAUCAGUGGAUGGAGCGAUGGUAAGAUCCGCAUGUUUGACCCGAAAAACGGGAAGCCGCUGCUCAUUAUGAACAACGCGCACAAUAUGGGCGUGACAACCAUCGCCAACUCCAGAGACUCCAAGAAGAUUGUCAGCGGAGGAAGAGAGGGACAGGUGCGUGUGUGGGAGCUACAGCCUCAAAGCCACCAUUUGCUGAAUACGCUGGCGGAGCACAAAGAGGCUGUGACUUGCGUCAAAAUCAAGAGCGAUGACAGCGAGUGCGUCACAGCCAGCACUGAUGGGACCUGCAUCAUCUGGGACUUAGUACGAUUCGUGAGCCUUCAGAGGGUGAUUGCGAACACUCUUUUCCGGAGUGUGUGCUACAAUCUAGAUGAACACCAGAUCAUCACGAGUGGAACAGACAGAAAGGUGCUUUCAGACCCUAAGGACCCCUUGCGGGGUGACGUCACGCGCAUCACCUAUUGGUACGUGUUGGACGGCUCUUCCAUCAGAGAACUGGAGGGCUCCCAGUCAGGGGCCAUCAACACCAUGCACAUCACAACUGACGGCAACCACUUUGUGACAGGUGGAGAGGACAAGCAGCUGAAGGUGUGGGACUAUACGCUCGGAGACGUAACCCAUGUAGGGAUGCCUCUUGGUGCAAGUAUUACCUCCACCAAGAUCUGCUCCAGCAACAACGUCCUGGUCUGUACCACUGCUGACGGAGGCAUUUGGCAGUGGAAGUUUCCUCACCCUCCCUCUUCCUAAUAAACUCUUAAAGUAGCA
This is a messenger RNA of Poecilia latipinna (sailfin molly), 2023 nucleotides long. Its product is annotated as cilia- and flagella-associated protein 52-like. The record is from RefSeq and is a predicted model, not a curated record. NCBI's taxonomy places the organism in Eukaryota, Metazoa, Chordata, Actinopteri, Cyprinodontiformes, Poeciliidae. Bases 98 to 2005 code for a protein of 635 amino acids. The transcript has 14 exons. Gene Ontology annotation, molecular function: protein binding.